AUGAUUGGAUUCUUCAAUCCACUGUACGAUCACAUCUGUCGAAUCAUCAAUCGCCAAUUCAACCAAUUAGCUUAUGACAGAAUUGAUCAAUUAAAUUCAUGGUUCACGCCAAUGGUGAUUGGAGCUUUGACUUUGGCAAUUUCUUGCAAACAAUAUUUCGGCCAACCUUUGAAAUGCUGGACACCUCGAGAAUUUUCGGGCAGUUGGGAUGGCUAUGUUCAUGAUUAUUGUUUUAUUGAAGACACUUAUUUUGUGCCAAAUGGAACUGAAAUUACGGAUGUUGCCAGAGGAGAUCGACAGAUAAAUUAUUAUCGAUGGGUUCCUCUUGUUUUGAUGUUGCAGGCUUUGCUGUUUGUCAUUCCGUAUAUGAUAUGGAAUGUUAUGCAUAAACGAACAUCUAUUAAUUUGAAAGGAUCGUUAAGAAUGUAUCAAAAGCAAUUAAAAACUAGUGGAAGUGCGAAAGCAAAUGAAUCAUUUGCCAUAGAAUUAACGGAGAAGUUGGAAAAAAUUAAUGAAGAAAAUCGAACAGUGAGUUUUAAGUUCUCAUUUUACUUUUUGACUUCAUUGAAAUCAUCUUAUAUUUCAUUUUUAGCUUGCCGCAUGUCAGACCACAAUUCAUUAUUUUCUGCUCAAAAUAUUAUAUAUUUUCAACUGUGUCCUUCAAAUGUUCAUCAUCAAAAGGUUCUUGAACUUAGACGAUUACCUCUGGGGAUUUGAACAUUUGUGGAAUGUAGAGUUUAAUGGAACUGCCGAACAUGAAAACAGUAUUUUUCCGCGUGUGGUACUUUGCGAUUUUGUUAUCCGAAUGCUCGGUCAGAAACACAGACAUACUGUUUCGUGUAUUAUGAUGUUAAAUAUGAUUAUUGAAAAAGUUUACAUUGGUUUAUACUUUUGGUGAGUGAAAAAUAGAAUUUUUUCAAAAAGGUUUCAACAUUUUUUAGGAUCGUAUUUGUUUUUAUCGCCACCACAACAGCAUUGUUCACAUUUGCCAUUCAGAUGCUGUUCAGAAAACACUCACUCAUUCCAACCAAUUUGAAACGACACGAUCUCAUGAAUCCAGAAAGAACUCGACAAUUUAUCAACAACUAUUUGAACAUGGAUGGAGUUCUUCUUAUUACAUUUCUUGAUGCACAAUUUGGUGCCUAUAGAACAUCACAAGUUGUUGAUGAAUUAGUUAAGAUAUUCGUGAAGAAUGUUAGUGUAUCAAAAAAUUUAAAAAAAAUUAUUUCAACAAUUUUCAGAAAUCGUCUGCAAAUUCCUUAUCUUCUCUUUUUGAGAAUAAACUUGAAACUUAUGCAAAAGUUCCAUUUGUUGACUCGAACAUUCAUAUUUCUGGAUUGAAAACUAUGAAUCAACUUCCAAAUGGUGGUAGUCUUGGUGAUUUGAAAGAAGGAAUUCAAAAGAUAAUGAAAAUCGAUGAAGUUAAUGCAACUGUUCCAGAAGAAGAAAAGAAAACGGCAUAA
Messenger RNA from Caenorhabditis angaria, 1463 nucleotides. Lineage: Eukaryota; Metazoa; Nematoda; Chromadorea; Rhabditida; Rhabditidae. The record is from the annotation of a GenBank genome assembly.